Messenger RNA from Trichomonas vaginalis G3, 984 nucleotides. RefSeq names its product DNA/RNA polymerase superfamily. The record is from RefSeq and is a predicted model, not a curated record. Lineage: Eukaryota; Parabasalia; Trichomonadida; Trichomonadidae. The annotation marks the transcript as partial. The transcript has a single exon.
AUGUUAAAUGUUAAUAUUGAUUUCUAUUAUUGUGAUCCUCAACCAGAAGACGUGGACAUAAAUAAGGUAGACUUUCCAUUAGUGGAAUCAAUAAUGAUAGAUCCAGAAUUUGAAACAGUAAAUAUUUUAUUAACACAGAGUCCAUGUGGAAAACUUCACGCUGACAGAAUAACAGACGUUGAAGCACUCACCGGCUAUAAAGUUUGUCCAUAUUGUAAAGAAGAAGUUUAUUCUAUCCGUGAUGAUCCAGAAAGGAAAAACCAAAGAAGAUUUUUAAAGCAUUGUGAGAAAUGUAAAGAAAAUAAUGGGAGAUUAAUUCAAGACGUUCAAUUGCAAAAGACACAGCAACCAUAUGCACCACAUAUUACGAAACAGAAGAUAUAUCAGUGGUUAUUAGCUCACAAUUUGCAGAAAUAUUAUAAACCGACAAGAUAUUAUAUUACUUUUGACUUUGAAACAUUAGAGACUAAAGAAGAAUUACAACUUUCUGAGUGUGCAACUUUGAAUGCUUACUUAAAACCAUUCAUGGUAUCAUCAACGGUUAAAUUAAAUGAUAAAACAUACACGAGGAAUUUUUGCUUAACUUCGAGUGAUUCUUUUAUUUCUGAUUGGAUUGAGUUUUUAUUUUCAACCUGUUCAUUAGUUGUUGAAUCAAAUAUGAGUCAAUACGAUGAAUUAUUGAAGUCGCAAACAUUAAAUGAAAAACAGAAGGAAGCAUUUAAAGAACUUCUAGAUGAGGAAUUCAAUAAAGUGAAUAUCAUAGGUUUUAAUUCGGGAAAGUUUGAUUUAAAUUUAAUUCUUCGUGAUUUAAACACUGCAAAAUGGAAAAUAAAAUCAAUGCUGGGUUCAUCUUCACAAUUUAAGCAAGUCAUUGUAAAGAAAACAAACGUUCCAUAUGAAUUAAGAUUUAUUGACAUCAGAAAUUAUAUAGCGGGUGGGACAUUAGACCAAUUCACUCAAGAUUUCGGAAACAAUAAAUCACGU